UGUCUCCAGGUGGAUAGCUGGGGCGUACUGAAGACUCGCACAGCUGCCUCGUUCUGCACUCAAGCUGAAGAGCCUGCAAAGCCAGUGAAAAAGACAAAGCCUGCAAGCAGGAAGUCUGCAGCAGCAGCCCCUCCGGAACCUGAGGAGCAUUUUGACAACAGCACUUAUAAAAACUACCAGCACCACAACUACAACCCCUAUACGUUUGCAGACCUGGAUGUGGAGAUGGCCAAGUUUCGUCUCCCUCAGCCCUCCUCCAUCAGACACUAGAGGGUUUGGCUUGGCUGCAAACCUUUAUAUUGCUUCAAGAAAAUGGUGUUGGUCCCUCUUUAUGUAUGAUCAUCCUCCCACCUGUCAGACUUGCAUGAAAUGAUGCUGUUAAAUGUUAUUAAAGUACACAAAUGAAAAGUC
Molecule: messenger RNA, 411 nt
Organism: Micropterus dolomieu (smallmouth bass)
Lineage: Eukaryota; Metazoa; Chordata; Actinopteri; Centrarchiformes; Centrarchidae
Product: NADH dehydrogenase [ubiquinone] flavoprotein 3, mitochondrial-like
Biological process (GO): mitochondrial ATP synthesis coupled electron transport
Cellular component (GO): mitochondrion
Source: RefSeq, a predicted model, not a curated record